CCACCAAACACACGACAGUCACAAAUUCGUAGCUUGACCGUGAACGCCGCGUACAACAGCAGCAUUCCACGCGAUUACACUCGCGGUCGAGCGAAAGUAGGAAGCCCCACACGUCGAUGCAGUCGCCGAUUGCCGAUUUACAUAAAUAAACAAAUGUUACAAUCAAUUAAUUAACGACCGUGCCGAUGCGAAUUGAAUUUUAACCGGUUCGGCGUUAGACUCGAAAACCUGUCACCCAAAUUGAUUGAUUGACGUGCGCGCCGAUUGUUGCUUCAUGCAUGAAUAAAAAGUGAUUAAAGAAAGAAAAUUACGGCAGUGCAAUGGUGCAAGAUACGAGGAAAACGAAGCAAUUCGAGCACGACGUGGAAAAGAAGCGCGAUGAUGAAAUUGUUUACAGAGGACCCACGUUCGGCGCGCGGCAUGUCCAAGUGGUCCUUCUGUUCUUCCUGGUGGGCAUCGCGUAUUUUCUCAGGGUGAAUUUAUCGGUCGGCAUCGUCGCCAUGACAGAUCCCACGGUUAAUCCAGGAAUCACGACAUACGACUGGUCCGACAAGAGUGUGAUCCUUUCGUCCUUCUUUUGGGGGUACGUUUUGCCACAGGUUGGCGCUGGUCAGAUGGCGAAGAAUUGGGGGGCCCGAUGGGUGCUCAUCUGCGCCAUGAGCAUCUGUUCCCUUUUCACAGUCCUGAUUCCCAUUAUGGCUCCACUGGGAUCCUACGGUGUGAUGAUUUGUCGAGUCUUUCAAGGUUUCUCCCAGGGAUUUUUCUAUCCCUGUAUACACAAUCUGCUCAGUAAAUGGGUACCGGAAGGCGAGCGCACGCGGAUGGGCACAUUUGUAUACGCGGGUGGACCAUUCGGGACUGUAUUAGCUAUGCCGGUCACCGGGUGGAUUUGUGCCAGUAGUCUUGGCUGGCCAUCGGUGUUCUAUAUAUUCGGCGGGGUGGGUUUUGGGUGGGUUGUCGUCUACGCGUUCCUAGGUACCAAUAGUGUGUUCGAUCACAAGACGAUCUCGGAGGAGGAGAGGGAGUAUAUUAAGAUGUCACUUGGUCAUGGCGACAAAGAUGAUCAUCACGAAGCAGCUACUCCGUGGAAAGAAAUCUUUAGGUCGAUGCCGGUGUGGUCCAUUAUGAUCGCGCAUUGUGGUCAAAACUGGGGCUUUUGGACUCUGCUUACGGAAAUUCCAAUUUAUAUGAAUGGUGUUUUGAAUUUCGAUAUCAAAGAGAAUGGAUUAUUAUCAGCUUUGCCCUAUUUCGUGCUUUGGGUGUUGAGUUUCUUCUUCGGCGGGAUCUCAGAUUUCCUCAUCAAUAGAAAAACAAUAACCGUCGGGUUUUCAAGGAAAAUUAAUACCGUAAUCGGCAUGCUGGUACCAGCACUUGCGUUGACAACCUUGGGCCUUACAAGGACCACCGACUCGAAGGUAGCCAUCGCGCUUCUUGUCGUCGCGGUGGGUGUCAAUGCGGCUACGUACAGUGGCUACCAGGUUAAUCACAUAGACUUAUCAGCGCGGCAUGCGGGUACCCUGAUGGGUCUCACCAACGGGGCGGCCAAUGUGUUCUCCAUUAUUGCGCCCCUCGCUGUUCAGCUAGUAGUAACCGAUGAGACGAAGGUAUCCCAAUGGGAAAUCGUUUUCUACGUCGCAGCUGCAAUUUACAUAAUUUGCGCGGCAUACUACUGUUAUUACGGUUCGGGCAAUCGUCAACCCUGGGACGCAGAGCCCAAUAAAGACACCAAAGUUUCAGAUACAAAAUGAGUCUGCCCAGGUCGGGCACAUACUACACACGACAAGAAACAAAAUACAGUAAAGGGACGAGGCGUACCUCAGAUUACUAAAUUAACAAUUAAUUUAUAUUUGACAAUAUAUGAACCCAGUAUUCUUUUGUAUCUCGUCAAUUCAAUACACGCUGUUCGUAGGUUGUUGGUCAUCUAUGUUUCUUGUCGCCUAAUCUGUGAUGUGAUGCUUCAAAGCAUAUUUGAUGCAUUUGUACAUUAAACAUGCAUGUAAGUAGAAAAUGUGUACUGUUAUCGGAUGACGAGCUGAUAACAAAGUGAUAAUUUCGAAAUCAAAGUCGAAAAAAACAAGCCCUACCAAAAGAUUGAAUCUUAGGAUACGGUCCAUGUAAAAAACAACCGUCUGUAAAUGUAUACAUUGUAAAUAUGUCAGUAAACAAUGUUGUUCAUAA
This is a messenger RNA of Dalotia coriaria, 2178 nucleotides long. Its product is annotated as putative inorganic phosphate cotransporter. NCBI's taxonomy places the organism in Eukaryota, Metazoa, Arthropoda, Insecta, Coleoptera, Staphylinidae. Gene Ontology annotation, cellular component: membrane. The record is from RefSeq and is a predicted model, not a curated record. Gene Ontology annotation, biological process: transmembrane transport; monoatomic anion transport. Gene Ontology annotation, molecular function: transmembrane transporter activity. The transcript has 7 exons. Bases 321 to 1748 code for a protein of 475 amino acids.